AUGUUUUAUGUGGAAGUGUUCACACAACUCGCGGACUUGACGACUAUCAAACUGGGUUCCAUUGUCCGUGAUGAUGAUAUGUGGCACUCCGUAUUGGCAUAUGAUGGCCCUUCAAAUGAAGUGGCAUACCUUCUCACAGAUAUUGUUGCAACUGAUUGGAAAAGGACCAACCCAUCCCCCAUUUGUGGAAAGGCCAUGACUAUACAAUGGUGUGCAAGGGCUCUAGAGUUGCAAUGUGGUCGUCCGCAUGUAAUUGACAUUGAUGGCAUCGUCAUGUGUAUUAUGCACAAUCGCGACAUAUGGAUGGCCAAUAAUAUCAUGCAUGCAAAACCUUUAUGGCCAAAGAACAACCUCAAAUGUGGCUUCUUCUUGGUCCUUCGUGGAGUUUUGCCACAACUUCUAAGGCACGAGUCUUAG
Molecule: messenger RNA, 417 nt
Organism: Sphenostylis stenocarpa
Lineage: Eukaryota; Viridiplantae; Streptophyta; Magnoliopsida; Fabales; Fabaceae
Source: the annotation of a GenBank genome assembly